Molecule: messenger RNA, 3621 nt
Organism: Medicago truncatula (barrel medic)
Lineage: Eukaryota; Viridiplantae; Streptophyta; Magnoliopsida; Fabales; Fabaceae
Product: putative pentatricopeptide repeat-containing protein At2g02150
Exons: 3
Coding region: 189-2453 (754 amino acids)
Molecular function (GO): protein binding; mRNA binding
Source: RefSeq, a predicted model, not a curated record
ACACGAUGAACAAAAAAGAAAACCCUUUCUUCAAAAAAAAAAAAAAAAACCCUAAACCCUAACAACAUGCAUUCAUUGAAUCACUCAUUCAAUCACAAGAAUCAAACUUUGUAAUGUGCCGCCAUUACCAAUUCCAAUCUUCUCAAUAUGAAGAAUCUAAAUCCAAUUGAAUCUAUUUUCAUCAAAUCAUGUUGCAUUUUGCGCGCAAUCUCUUCCACAUCACUGGUGUUCGAGUUCGAGUAAGCUCCUUCAAUUCACAAUUUCAUCCAAACCCAUUUUCCAUUUCCUUCGCUCUAUCAACCCCAUCUUCUCAAAAUUCGAUUUUUAGAUCACCAAUGAUUUUUUUCACUGAUUUUCUUUGUGUUGUUAGACACCCUUUUAGCUCAAAAUCUUUUAUUAAUGAUAAUGUUUCAGAGACAGUGCGUAGUUUCUUGCAGCGUGAUGGUGGGUCCCAAAUGCUAGAUUCAUCGCUUGCACCUAUUUUGGUGUCUAAGGUUUUGGUGAAUUUGAAAGGGGACCCAAAAUCUGCAUUGAAGUUCUUUUAUAGUGCAGGGAAUCAAGUUGGGUUUCGCCACACUACUGAAUCUUAUUGUAUUCUUGUUCAUAUUUUGUUUUGUGGAAUGUUUUAUUUCGAUGCGAAAAAUGUUAUUAAAGAGUGGAUUUUGUUGAGGAGGGAAAUUCCGGGCAGUGAUUGGUUUGAUAUGUUGUGGUUGACUAGGAAUGUGUGUCAGACGGGUUAUGGGGUGUUUGAUGCUUUGUUUGGUGUUUUGGUUGAGUUAGGGAUGCUUGAAGAAGCUAGGCAGUGUUUUUGGAAGAUGAACAAGUUCAGGGUUCUGCCGACAGUGCGGUCCUGUAAUGAGCUUCUUCACAAGUUUUCAAAAUCAGGUCAAGGGAAAUUGUCCUUGAGUUUUUUCAAUGAGAUGGUCGUGGCUGGCCUUUCGCCCUCGGCUUUCACAUAUAAUAUAGUGAUAGGUUAUUUGAGCAAAGAAGGGGAGUUAGAAACUGCUAGGAGCUUGUUUGAACAGAUGAAACAGACGGGCCUUAAGCCGGAUGUAGUCACUUAUAAUUCUCUCAUUGAUGGGUAUGGAAAGGUGGGAUUGCUGGCCGAAGCGGUUUUUAUUUUUGAGGAAAUGAAAGUUGCAGGAUGUCAACCAGAUGUGAUUACAUACAAUUCUUUAAUCAAUUGUUUCUGUAAAUUUGAAGGAAUUCCUCACGCUUUUUGUUAUCUGCGUGAGAUGAAGGAAAGAGGGUUGAAGCCAAAUGUUGUGACCUAUAGUACAAUGGUAGACGCAUUUUGCAAGGCUGGCAUGAUGCUGGAAGCGUUCAAAUUUUUCAUUGACAUGAUACGUGUUGGUCUUCAACCUAACGAGUUUACAUAUACGUCUCUGAUCGAUGCAAAUUGUAAAAUAGGCGAUCUGGGCGAAGCAUUCAAACUGGCAAAUGAGAUGUUGCAGGCUGGUCUUAACUUAAAUAUCGUUACCUAUACUGCAUUACUCGACGGCCUUUGUGAAGAUGGUAGAAUGAAAGAAGCAGAAGAACUAUUCAGAGCAUUGUUGGAAGCUGGAGUGGCUCUUAAUCUGCAAAUUUAUACUUCCCUUAUUCAUGGAUAUAUGAAGGCUAAGAUGAUGGAGAAAGCAAUGGAUAUUUUAAAAGAAAUGAACAAGAAAAACUUCAAACUAGAUUCGCCACUGUAUGGAACCAAAAUAUGGGGCCUUUGUAGCCAAAAUAAAAUAGAAGAAUCCGAGGCAGUAAUGCGUGAGAUGAAGGAUCAUGGCUUGACUGCAAAUAGUUAUAUAUACACAUCCCUUAUGGAUGCAUAUUUUAAGGUUGGAAAAAUCACAGAGGCUGUUAAUCUAUUACAAGAGAUGCAGAAAUUUGGUAUAGAGACAACGGCUGUAACCUAUGGUGUACUGAUUGAUGGUUUAUGCAAAAAAGGUUUAGUUCAACAGGCUGUCAGUUACUUUGACUGCAUGACUAAAACUGGUUUGCAGCCGAAUAUUAUUACUUUUACUGCUCUGAUUGAUGGCCUUUAUAAAAAUGAUUGUGCUGAAGCAGCCAAUAAACUGUUCAAUGAGAUGUUGGAUAAGGGAAUCAGGCCAGAUAAGUUAGUUUAUACUGCUUUGAUUGAUGGGAACCUGAAGCAUGGUAGUCCUGAAGAAGCUUUGAGUUUGAAAAAUAGAAUGGUUGAAUCGGGUAUGGAACUUGAUCUGCAUGCUUAUACUUCAUUGGUCUGGGGUUUGUCGCAAUGCGGUAAAUUACAACAGGCCAAGUCAUUUUUUUAUGAGAUGCUCAUAAACGGCGUUGUUCCUGAUCAGAUUCUCUGUAUUUGUCUUCUGAAAAAAUAUUAUGAGCUAGGAGACACAAAUGAAGCUCAGGAACUUCAUAACGAUAUGACGAGGAGGGGCCUAGUUGCUGAGACAAUGGACAUAAAAAUUCCCUCUAUACACACUUGAGAUGAAAAACCUGUUUUUAUAUACUUGGUUUGGUCUACUCUCAUCUUUAUGGCAUAAAAUUUGGAUUCAUUUGUUUUUUGCCAAAGUUGAGUAACCUAAUUGAAAUGAAUUUGGUGCAUCAUUAUAUAAUGGCAAUUGCCUGUUCUAAUUGAUGCAUUCUCAUUCUCAUUCUCAAGACGUUUGUUUUCUCUUGAUGUAUAUCCUGCAGCUGCUAGGGUGUGCCUUUCAAUAUUCAUGUUUCUCAUGUGAUCAUCAAGACAACCCAUAAAACGAUGCCUCCCUGUUAACUGAAAGUCUUGACUUCCUUUAGUGAAUGGGGAUCAAUGUGGCUGUUAUUGUAAUUACAAAGCUCAUAAUGAUAGCAUGUUUACUUCUUUACCCGUAUUACAUAAUUCCGCAAGCUUAAUGUCCCUACCCAAGGACUGAUUUGACAUACAGCCAUAGUGGAUGCGCUUUUUACUACUUGUACAUAUUAGACAUACAAGGAUGAUUCAACAUUUGAUAGAAAGGAAGCUUAUUGGUGGCUAAUCAACACAGAUCCGUAUUUUUGGGCCAUUAGGGUAACCUGAGGAGGAAAAGCUAUCAUAGGCAGUGAUGUCAUUGAAAAGGAGUGCUCUGAAGUUGUGGUUUUCUCGGAAAGCGAGCAAAAUGCGACUCUUCCAUGCAAUCUUCAUUCAAGUAGCUAAGGUGGAGUUUCAAGAGAAUUUGUAUUACAUGAUGACGACGAUUACUUGUCAAGUUUUAAUAUAUUAAACAGUGGGAGUCCAUUGGAACCUUAUUCCCAUCAAUGACAAAGCAGUUCACUUUGAGGACAAGGUGAAACUAUUUUGAAGGCUGGGAGCAUUGAGAGGGUUGCAGUUGAAGGAGAUAUUAGUUAGUUAGGCUUAGUUACAGAUGGGUUUAUGUUGUAUAUAAAAUAAUCAGGAGUGAAAGGGAAAAUGUCUUGUCAUUUGAGAGGAUUAAGGACAUAGAUAGGUGCAGACCCCGGAAGCAGUGUUUAAUCUUUGCAAUUAGGGUUUAUCCACAUUUUUUUUCUAAUAAAAUACCCUUUCCUAUCACACAUCAUUUUGUGCUUCUCUCUAUACAUUUCACAAUGUCAUAAUCACUAGUACUAUGUAAAAAAAUUUAGUUGGUUCAUAAAGUUUUGAAGUAAUUGUGAUUUUGGCAA